This is a messenger RNA of Selaginella moellendorffii, 1142 nucleotides long. Its product is annotated as tubulin-folding cofactor C. Lineage: Eukaryota; Viridiplantae; Streptophyta; Lycopodiopsida; Selaginellales; Selaginellaceae. The transcript has 2 exons. Bases 33 to 1064 code for a protein of 343 amino acids. Gene Ontology annotation, molecular function: tubulin binding. Gene Ontology annotation, cellular component: cytoplasm. Gene Ontology annotation, biological process: post-chaperonin tubulin folding pathway; tubulin complex assembly. The record is from RefSeq and is a predicted model, not a curated record.
UUCACUCUAGCAAACUAGCAAAUACCCUAGCGAUGGAGGCCAAGGAUGGGCGCUAUGCUGCAAUGCUGGAGCGAUUGGCGGCGCUGGACAGCGAGCGGGCGCGCCAGGCGGAGGCCCGGCGCCACGACGCAGCGGCAUCCGCGAAUCCACUGGAAUCCACAGGUGCGUUCCAGGGCGCCUUCGACGAGCAGCGCAAGGUCGUGGAGGAAUCGCUCAGUCGCAUCCGCCAGUCCGGCAGCGCAUCCGGCAAGGCCGACAUGGAUGCCGUCGCGGUCCAGCUCGCGGCCAUGGACAAGAUGGUGUCGGAUGCGAGCUACUUCCUCCCGCCUUACGACGUCCAGAGCUCUCGAUCGGUGGUGGACAGGCUCAAGCAAUCGCUCGAGAGCGCCAUCGCGGAGGUCAUCCCCAAGAAGAAAUUCUCCUUCCGGGCCAAGAACUCUUCCUCGUCACCGAAAGAAACGGUAACGCCACCAGCGGUGAAAAACGAGGAAGAAGAAGAUGAGACUCCAUCGUUCAUGGCUGAUCGAGCUGCCAAGCUCCACUCCAUUCGCGACGCCAAGAACUCCACCAUCGUCCACGACUCGGGUGAAUCCAGCGAGACAGAGGUGACGCUCUCCAACUUGACGCACUGCACGGUGUUCUUGAGGGGGAUCUUCCGCGCCAUGUUCUUCCACAAGCUCAAGAACUGCCAUGUCUACGUGAGCGCAGUCACGGGAUCCAUUCUUCUGGAGGAGAUCGACAGCUGCAUUUUCAUGCUCGCGUCCCACCAGAUUAGAAUCCACUCCACCACCAACACGGAUUUUUAUCUCCGGGUCCGGAGUCGCCCGAUCGUGGAGCAUGUUAGUGGAGUCCGGUUUGCUCCCUACGCUUUCCACUACCAAGGGAUUGAGGAUCAUCUCAAGGCAGCGAACUUGGCCGAGGAGACUGGAUUGUGGGAGAAAGUUGACGACUUCCGGUGGCUUCGAGCUGCAGCUUCUCCCAACUGGAGCAUUCUUCGUCCGGAUCAACGCGUUCCUCUCGUAGAUGGCACCAACGUUUCUAGUCGGGAGUUUUGCAACAAAUAAGUCUCAAGGAUCUUGCGAAAGAAAUGCCAACUGCAUGCUACAUUUUCUUAUAUAAACGAGACCAGUUUUAACUGUUGC